AUGAGCCGAUCUUUGCUUCGUUUGCGUCAGUUGUGUUUGCGCAGGGUGCUCGGCACUCGUGGAUGUGCAAAAAAAAUGGCGGCUACAAUGGCGACGAAAUCGUUCACCACGGGUGUUGAUUUGAAAGGCGAAGAAGGUUCCAUUUCCCGCGGUUCAAUCGAAGUAUGCCGGCUCAUGGCUCCUGAUGAUGCUAACAUCGCUGGGAAUGUACAUGGUGGGACUACAUUGAAGGUAAUCGAGGAAGCCGGGCUCAUUCUUGCCACACGCCACUGCAAUAAGAACAAUGCGGGCAACAGGCCGGCGUAUGGUACCUUGGCGCGCGUUGAAAGGACAGAUUUUUUACAGCCAUUGUACAUUGGAGAAGUCGCAGAAGUUCAAGUGCAUUUAGGCUACGCAUCAAAGCAUUCUGUGGAAGUAAUGGCAUUUCUGUGGGCUGAAAAUCUUACAACCGGAAGUCGCCGACUAACGAACCGUGCUUCGAUGUGGUACGUUCCGGUGAUAACAGGAAGUGGCGGAAAGAGGAUCAUACCGGAAGUCCCGGCCAUUGAGUAUGCAGGCCAGGAAGAAGAGGAGAGGGGGAAAGAACGCUACCUCAAACAAAAGAGAGCUAGGCAGGAUAAAGAGGAGCAUUUGAAAAAGGUUUUAUACAUUUCAGAUACCUUAGAACUGACACAAGAUACCUUUGGUCUUAUGUAAAAUAAAUAUGGGGUUUCAUUGUCAUCAGGUGUGGAUGCACAGACUUUGGUAAAAGGUAUUUCCCAGGUUAACAAAGCUGUGGUAAAUUUAAUGUGGGGAUAGUUUGCCGUCGAUCAUAGCAUUAUUUCGUGUAUUUUGAAAAUGUAUUGUUAUUUCAGCUAAGAUUUCAACUGACAUUUUUUAGUCCUGGGAUGGGUGAAGGUACAUAUAAUUUAUAUAUUUUUUUUAUUCUUGGCCUUAGAUUCCAUUUUGUAGUUUAGCUGCAUCCCUUUGUUUGAUUAUCUGCCAGGGAUAAAACAUAUUUUUUGGUAAACCUCAUGCCUAUGCAGUGUCCAACAAUGUUGAUUUAAUCUUGAUUUAAUCUUAACCUGAAAACUGCCAUGUCAACAUCGAUCUAUAAAACAGCUUGAAAGAAACUCCUUGAAAUGAGCAAUUUUUUUACAGUUUUAUGUUGAUGUGAUAUGUGUAAUGAAGAAUCCUGAUAAGCCUUCUUGUCCUGGGGAGCUGUGUGAGGGGAAGGCAAAAUAAAUAUAUUUAUUAUAUAUAAACACCAAUGAAAUACCAGGUGAGCUUUUGCGCGAAAAAAUGAUUUCUUUAUGCUUAUUUUCACAUGUGAAAAGAUCACCAUUGUUAUGGCUACAUAAUAAAUCGUGCCUUUCGCAGAAAAAAAUAUUUAAGUGAAAUGGUUUGGAAUUUCAUUGGUGUUUAUGUAAUAAAUAAAACAUUACAUGGUCGCUUGGAGAUACAAAAUUUCUCCUCUUGUGAUGAAAAAUAUUUUUCAACACUCGAAGAGAAAUUUUGUAUCUCCAGUGGCCAUGUAAUAUCCUCUAUGCAAACUAAUUAAAUAAUAAUAGUAAUAAUGAUAUUGAAAAUGAUAAUGACAAUGAUAAAUGAUAUUAGUGAUAAUAAUUAUGACAAUGAUAAUGAAAAUAAUACUACUCUCACUGUUGUUAUUUUUGCUUAGUUGUUUUAGUUUCUUGCUGUUAAUAGUACAUGUUGUGUUUAAAAAAAUUAUUUUACAUUAAUUCUCUCGGUCUAAAUUCUUUCUCACAAUUAGAUCCAACCACUAUUUGUUACUGACAAAGCAUCUCUGAUGGAGUAUAGAACCUCUAAAGGUGCUGUUUCUCACUGUAGUGUUCUCAACUCACAGUCGUCUUUGAUCCACUCUGUACAACCCUCAGAUUGUAUUGAUAAUGGUUAUGUACUUGGAGGUGUCACCAUGAAAUUAAUGGAUGAAGUUGCUGGAAUAGUUGCAUUCCGACAUUGUAGAACAAAUGUUGUGACAGCAUCAAUAGGUAAUAUAUAGCUACCGUGUUAUCAAUAAAUAUUACAGUCGCAGUUAAUAGAGAGCUUUAGAUUUGAGGAUGAGGAGGACUUUGAGUAUGAGAUUUAACUUAAAGCUUUUUCGCAUAUUCUGGAAAAAUAUUCAAUCCGGCAAGCUUCACUAAUUGUACUGUUUUUCACCUGAAAAUUUAAUGCAGUUAUUUUUAUUGGAGAAGGUUUAGCCCUUUCCAAAUCCCAAUAUGAUUAAACUGCUAAAAUUUGAUAACUUGUUCCCACCACUGCUCCAUUCUUGCUAAAACUCAUAGUGGAAUGAUGAUGGCUAUCACGUUUUCCCGCCAAAAUGACAUUGGCUCAGACAAGAGCACUACUUAGUACUUCUAAGUGCUUGUAGUUGUCCUUGUCUUAGAAUCUAAAGCUCUCUAAUAAUUAUCGGAAUGCUUAAUUAAGACACCAAGUGGUACCAGUGGCAUGGUGCGAUUAGAUUAGUAUCUAUCAUAGAUGUGAUUUGCCAUACAAAUUCUCCUCACUGAUAUCUCCAUUAUAAUUGUAUCAAAGAAUGUUUGGAAAAAGUUGAUGAGGGCCGGUAUAAUAGUCUCAGUACAUAAGAGGCUAAAUCAGUUUAAUGCUGCCCUUACGUUAGAGCUAAGAGUUGUACGUUAUGCUUUGCUUUUAUUUGCAAUUUUUUGUUUAACACCUUUUUUAGAUUCUUUUCUUAAGAGGUACAAUGCAUUGUAACUAAAAUUAUUUAAUUGGCAAGUCAGUUGUAGAUAUUUCCAAUAAUGAAUUAUAAGCUUGAUGUCAUUCAUUUUAUAUUUACAUUUAUGUUUGCAUAAUGUUACUGACUUCUGUAGUAGGUUAUUAGAACCAUGCAUCUGCUUUUGUUAAAGUGCAGAGUUACUAAGAAAUUUUGGACUAUAGCCCUCAACAAUAUCACUUAUCAGUGAAUCACCAUCUUAAUGCUAAAGGUACAUGAUUGUUAUCUUCAGUUAUUCUCUUUCUUCCUGAAGUUUUAAUUUGUCAACAGAUGCAAUUGACUUUCAUGCACCGGUGAAGCUAGGUCAUGUAAUACAUUUGGCUGGAAGAGCGACUUUUACCAGCAGUCGUUCAAUGGAGAUAGAAGUUGUUGUUGAUUCUAAAGAUUAUGUAUCAGGUAUAGCUGUUUAGUUUCAAUAGGCCUACAAUGAACCCCACCCCCACCAAAAGUAAAAUAAAAUAAUAAUAAUACUGUAAAAUAACGACCCCCCCCUCCCCCCCCCAAAAAAAAAAGGAAGAAAGGAAAAAAAGAAAAAAAGAAAAAAAAAAUCAGCAAGCAACAAUAACAUCAAAACAAACUAUAAUAAUUAUUGAAGGUAAAAUAGACAGUUGAAAAAGGGAAACAAAUACUGUAUUAAAAGGAAAACCUUCAGAGUCAAGAUAGAGCAGCAGGAUCCUUCCUGCUGUCCAUUUAAGGGAGGUGAUCUUUUUAAUAUCCAGUGUUUCAUUGGUGGAUCUCUCGGCUGGCUGCCCUGGGUCUAGUUGCAUGAAACCUAGGCUAGUGAGGCCUCAAGAAUUUUGUUUUGACUCUGGGUUUUAGCGAAUGGUCCAUGGAUAGGGUUUCCUUCGAGGUGGUGUACCUAGGAAUCAUCAAAAGCCAGAGUUAAGAUUUCUAUACUGCCCCAUACAUAUGUUAUAUUACAUUGCUAGCCUCGCUUUGGUGCAAAUAGACUACGGCCGGCCGAGAGUUCCACCAUAUUUUGCAUCGAUUGUAGAGUUGCCUGUUAUUGCUGAGGAGAGAGAGCCUCCCUAUUCAACUGUCCACUGAAUUUAAUACCUUAAUGUCUUUUGAUCAAUCGAGUUUCACCUAAUAAUACAUAGCAUAUUUUGGUUUCAUGUGACUCCUAACGGGUUCGAAAUUUGGAAACAACGUAACUAAAUUUAAUUGUAUCUGGACGUACUUUAAUACUGUAGUUUACCGCGAAAUAUACCCUGCUGUUUAUUUACCAUUUUUUUUGUUCUUUUUCUUUCUUUCACUCUGUCUCUCUCUCUUUAUUUCUUUCUUUCUUUUUGCUUUCUCUCUUUGUCCUUUUUUUCCCGUCGUUGUUGUUGUUGUUUUUCAGAUUAACUUUUCGCCUAUCUUUUAGAUAAGAGUGUGAGAACGUGCAGUGCGUUUUUUACAUACGUCUCAUUGGAUGCUGAUGGACUGGUCAAAGACAUUCCUCCUCUUGAACUACAUACAGAUGAAGAACGAAAGCGGUUUGAGGCUGGAAAGAAAAGAUACCUACACCGCAUAGAAAGUAGGACUAGUUGCAGGUGA
Messenger RNA from Porites evermanni, 4273 nucleotides. NCBI's taxonomy places the organism in Eukaryota, Metazoa, Cnidaria, Anthozoa, Scleractinia, Poritidae. The record is from the annotation of a GenBank genome assembly.